AUGGAGCCGGAGACGGGCCUCGACAAGCGCGGCGGCGGCGCUAAGGCUGCGGAGGAGCGGCCGCCGGUGUUAGUGUCGGCGGUGCUGCCUGCCGGAGGAACUGGGGAGCGUAUGGGCGGCGGCACCCCGAAGCAGUUUUGCGCGAUUCUGGGGAGGCCGCUGAUUAGCUAUACGGUGCGGGCGCUGGAAAGCAUCAGUUGGAUAUCUCAUAUUGUUGUGGUGGUAUCUCUAGACAAUGUUGAAAUAAUGAGAUCUAUCGUAAAACAGUAUGGCCACAAACGAACUGUAAUAGUUGAAGGUGGAACAAGUCGUCAUAGAUCAAUCUUUAAUGGCCUGGAAAUAUUUGUAAAGAAUUCUCCAAUCCAGAAACCAGAAGUUGUAAUUAUUCAUGAUGCUGUGAGACCAUUCGUUGAGAAGGAUAUUCUUUUUAAAGUGGUUAUGGCUGCCAAGGAACAUGGGGCAGCAGGAGCAAUACGUCCUCUUGUCUCCACUGUUAUUGCUUCCUCUGCAGACGGAUGUUUAGACCAUUCACUAGAUCGUGCCAAGUACAGAGCAAGUGAAAUGCCUCAAGCGUUCUUAUUUGAUAUAAUCCAUCAAGCGUAUCGUCAGUGUAAUGACUAUGACCUGGAUUAUGGAACAGAAUGUUUGCAUCUGGCUCUAAAGUACAGCAAAACAACGGCUAAACUCAUUGAAGGCCCUUCAGACCUAUGGAAGGUGACCUACAAGCAGGAUCUGUAUGCAGCUGAAUCUUUAAUUAAGGAGGCCAUAUCACAAGAAGUUUGUGUUAUCACUGAUAUAAAUGAAAAUGCUGUGCAGGUGGGAUUUCUCCUUCAUGAAACGUUGAAGAGUCAUGUGAAACAGGUUAAAAGUUUAUCAUCAACCCUGUGUAAAGAUCACAACCAUCUGCAAAAUAUCUUAUUAGGACAGUGUUACAACUUUAUUUGCAUAAAUGAUACACUGUCUGACUUUAAAGAAACCCAACAGCUAGUGGAAAUGCUUGAAAACACAAACACUUCUCUUUUAUACUCCAUUGUCCUAAUUUCGGUACACUUGCAUGUCUUAGAAGGCACACUUUGCAGCAGCGAAAUGCUCAAGUUAGUUGAACUUGCCAAGGAAGUAAAAAAGAAAAAUAUUUUCCUGUAUGGUCUCAUUGUACGCUACCAACAGGACGAUAUGAAACUUCAAGAGACCACUGAUUCAGCUGCUGCACUUAUCAUGGCAUUAAUUAGAGACAGAAAUCCUGCCUUUGUUGGCCAGCUUCUAGUAGCAUGACAGAGAAACGCUCAACACUUUGCCAAAGUUU
Molecule: messenger RNA, 1303 nt
Organism: Euleptes europaea (tarantolino)
Lineage: Eukaryota; Metazoa; Chordata; Lepidosauria; Squamata; Sphaerodactylidae
Gene: CRPPA
Product: CDP-L-ribitol pyrophosphorylase A
Exons: 10
Coding region: 1-1272 (423 amino acids)
Biological process (GO): protein O-linked glycosylation via mannose; isoprenoid biosynthetic process
Cellular component (GO): cytosol
Molecular function (GO): D-ribitol-5-phosphate cytidylyltransferase activity
Source: RefSeq, a predicted model, not a curated record